AUCUUGCUCCUGCGUCAGCACUGGUCCAACAUUUCGUCAGCCUGGUCCUUUACCCCACUUCCCUGCAGCUUCGCCUCCCGUCUUCGAAUCUUCCAUCUCCCAUCUUCCAUCUUCCAUCUUUCCUUCACUUCUCACGCCCCUCUUCAUCUCCACGAUUUUCUUUCGUCGUUGCCCCAUCCAACAAUUCAUUCCUGCUCACACCUGGAACCUCCCCGUGUAAGUCGCCUGCUUCAUGUCGACGUACAUCUACCGAGAACGAGACCGCGAGCGGGACUGGGACGAGCCCCGUUCGUCUACCGUGUCCAUCAAGCGUUACGUCAUUCCUUCCGAGGAGGAUCGUGAGCGCGAUUUCUACUACCGCCGCGAUGACCCUGGCGAUCGCGAGCUGGUUAUCCGUCGCUCCGUCGACCGCGACGAGCCCGUAAUGGUUCAACGCUACGAACGCGAUGUUGACUACGACUCGCGUUCAUUUGACUAUCGCUCCGAAAGGGACAUCUACGAACGUGAGUACUACGCACCCGAGCGCAUCCGCACCUGUCCCGCCCCCGUUGUCAUCCGUGAAGCUCAACCGAUAAUCAUUCUUGAAGCCCGAGGUCCGGUCUACCUCAACCCACGCGAGUCCGACUACGAGAUCGUCCGUCGGUCUGAAGUGGACAGAGAGCCUGGAGGAUAUUACUAUCAUCGCCGUGUCCGAGAAUAUGACGAUGAGCGUCGCAGUCGACGAGAACUGAGCCCCAACGACUCGGUCUCUCAGACCACCCGUCAUCGCGAUGACCAAGAAGCGUACAGCAGCGAUGACAGCAUGGUCUACAUUCGCAAAGAAGUCCGCGAAUAUGAUGAUUCCCCUCAUCAUCGACGGCAUCUGGCUGAGGGAGCUCUAGCGGGGGUUGGUGCCGCAGAAUUGCUCCGCAACCACCACAAGAAGGAAGGCGAAGAAGUAUCACAAGGCCUGGGCCGUUUAGGCAAGGACAUAGGUGCGGGAGCCCUGGGAGCUGUUGCGGCCGAGGCAGUCUCGCGCGCGAGGGAUCACUACCGCAGCAAAAGCCGGCAUCGCUCCCAUUCAUUUGACGACGGCCGGAGGUCUCAUUCACGUCAUCACCGCCACCACCACCACCAUCACCAUAGCCACAGCCGUCGCAGCCGCAGCCGCAGCCGCAGCCGCUCUCAUUCCCACUCACGUGCUAGAACACUUGCAGAACUCGGCUUAGGCGCGGCUGCCAUUGCUGGAGCCGUGGCGUUGGCGCGGAACAAGUCGAAUUCGAACAAAGACCGACGGAGUCGCUCACGUCAUCGCCGCUCCAGCUCACACAGAUCGGUAAGGGGUACGGACGAGGAGGGACGCAGCCAGUCUCAACGCAGGAAGCACAUGGCAGAGGCUGGCUUGGCUGGAGCAGCUGUAGCAGGCCUUGUGGAGAAGGCCCGCAGCCAUUCCCGCUCUCGCAGACAUGAAUCUCGCUCGCACAGUGCAAUCAGGAAGGCCCUUCCGGUGGUAGCAGCUGGGCUCGGCACGGCUGCGGCAACGGGACUUUACGAGAAGAACAAGGAAAAGAAAGAAGAGGAGGAGUCACGGCGCCGAGACCGUCGGCGGUCGAGGUCCCAAAGUCGAGCCCCGUCGGAGGCGUACCCAGACCCGACGAGGGCCUCCCCGGGGUUGAUUGAAUACGGCGAUCACCCGGUCCAAGGGAGCAUACCUGCCAACUAUUAUGGUCGGCCCAUGAGCCCGCACGGGUAUUACUCGGAUGCUUCUGACCCUGUGGCAAGUGGCGCCGCCGGGUUUGGCCCUUCCAAGCAUCGAGCCCGCAGUCGCAGUCGCAGUCGCAGUCGGGGCGUACGAUACAGUAGCGACUCCUCCGAUUCCGACCGAGGCAGCCGUACGAGACGCCACAGCCGUCAUGGUAGGCACCGCAGCCGGUCUCGCGACAUCGCCGAGGCUGCUUUAGCCGCCACGGGGGUAGGAUAUGCGGCUCACAAGCUCUCCCAGCGCAACGAGCGUAAGAAGGCAGAGAAGGAGAGAGAUAGGCCUGAAUCCGACGGGGACAGACGCCGCGAGCCAUAUGACGGCUCGUAUAAUAACCCGCCCUAUCCACCGUCCCCUGCAGGAGCUCCCCCGCGGAUCGAUGACCACCAGUACUAUCCGAACAGCAACUAUUUCCCACCACCUCCUGGAUCAGCUCCCCGCCCAGAACCGGCACCGUACAGCCCGGCCGACUACGCCCCCCCACCGGGCGCUGUGCCACCUCAGACGUACGACUACCCUGCUCGCCCAGGACCAGACACGUACGCCCCUCGGCCCCGGAGGGCAGAUGAUAUGGUGAGUGCAGCAACCUGUCCCCGCCCCACCGUCCCAUAUCGCGCAUUCGAUGGUGUAGAAGCUCCGUCACCGCUGAGGACCCCCCGUGCAAGGAGGCGACGGCCACGCGCUGCCAGCCAACCGGCCGGGCCAAAGUCAGUGGUCUUUGAUUUGAAUCUCGAACCUGAACGGCAAAAGGAUCUCGGGUAUGAAAGCGACGAUAGUGAUUCCACCAUUGAGUCGAUACAUGGCAGUCGUCGCAGCCGGCCUCGGCCUCGCCGGCACUCGUCGUCCGAGCCCUAUUCCUUAUCCCAACGUAGCGAUGCUCCAUCUGAGCCACGGGACCACAAUCCUGCGGGCGAGUCUGAUUCUGAUUCGACGAUCGACCUGCCUGAUCGGUUUGACUCGCAGGGACGGCUGCUGCCCCAAUCCAGCGAUGAUCCGGUGGGAGGUCGGCUCGAGCACCUCCUCCGAGGAUUUAACCGAGUCUUUGCGUAAACCUAGUCCUUUGCUUGCUUUUCUUCUUUCUUACUUUCUUUCUUUUUUUUGUUUCCCUCUUCAGGUG
Molecule: messenger RNA, 2855 nt
Organism: Aspergillus ibericus CBS 121593
Lineage: Eukaryota; Fungi; Ascomycota; Eurotiomycetes; Eurotiales; Aspergillaceae
Product: DUF3824 domain-containing protein
Exons: 3
Coding region: 233-2788 (851 amino acids)
Source: RefSeq, a predicted model, not a curated record